UCGCAGCUGCAGCCGGCGGAGCGCGCGGCGGGCGGGGGGGGGGGCGGGCGGGCGCGCGGGGGGCUCCGCGCGCGCGGAGCAGCAGCAGCAGCAGCACCAGCAGCACCGGAGGAAGAGGAGGAGGAGGAGGAGGAGAAGGAGGACGGGGCUGCGCGCCCGGCUCGCCGCUUUUCCUGCCAGGGACGUACACACUCGUUCAUGCACGAGCGCUUUUUUUUUAAUCAUUAUUUCUCCCGGAGAUUUUUUUUUUUUAUUUUAUUAUUAAUUUUUUUUUUUUUUUUUCCUGAGGGGUUUUCUUUUUUUCGCAACUGCCACAUCCUACCUGCACAAACUCCUGGCCGCCGCCACCACGAGUCCUUGGAGCCGGGGAUUUGGGGGCGCGCCGCCUCCCUCCCCCCCCUCCCCCCGCCCCUCUCCCCGCGGAGGUUGCGCGCUGGCCGUGCCCAGCGCUGAGAGACUUUUCGGCGGCGAGCGCGCUGUUUUCCUGACAGGUCGGGGGCCGGCGAAAAAAGCACUUGUGAACUGGACCGGCUGCUUGGCGGAGGGGGGAGACCCGCGGUGCUGAGGGAAAGAAAGCAGAGCGACACCCCCCCUCCUCCUCCUCACUCCAAAAAAAAAAAAAAAAAAAAAAAAAAAAAUAAAGCCCUCAAACACACCGAGAAAAAAAAAAAAAAAAAACCCAACCAAACUUGGACGGGCGGCUCAAGGCGCCGCUUUUGCAGAAACUCUGUGUGACCGCGGGCGGCCCCGCCGCCGCCCUGAGGGGGAGAGGACCGCGCCGGUGUGGAAGUACAAGUGGUGCGGGGAGCGGGGGCGCGGCCGCGGGGGGCUGCGCGGCCCCGGUGCCGCUGUGAGAAGUUGCGCGCUUUGCCCCGCGCCGGAGCGGCGCUGAGCCCCGGCGAGCCCCCCCCCGCCGCCGCCGCCGCCGCCGCGAUGGUGCAGCAGACCAACACGGCGGAGAACACGGAGGCGCUGCUGGCCGCCGAGACCUCCGACUCCGGAGCCGGCAUCGAGCUGGGCAUCGCCUCCUCCCCCACGCCGGGCUCCACCGCCUCCACGGGGGGCAAGGCGGACGACCCGAGCUGGUGCAAGACGCCCAGCGGGCACAUCAAGCGGCCCAUGAACGCCUUCAUGGUGUGGUCGCAGAUCGAGCGGCGGAAGAUCAUGGAGCAGUCCCCCGACAUGCACAACGCCGAGAUCUCCAAGCGCCUGGGCAAGCGCUGGAAGCUGCUCAAGGACAGCGACAAGAUCCCUUUCAUCCGGGAGGCGGAGCGGCUGCGCCUCAAGCACAUGGCGGACUACCCCGACUACAAGUACCGGCCCAGGAAGAAGGUGAAGUCGGGCAACAGCUCCGCCAAACCCGGCGACAAGGCGGACAAGGGCGGCGGGGGCGGGGGCGGCGCGGGCGGCGGCUCCGGCGGCCCCGCGGCCCCCGCCAAGCCCGCCCCGAAGAAGGGCGGCGGCGGCGGCCCCAAGCCCCCGCCCGCGGGCGGCAGGCCCCACGGCAAGGCGGCGGGCGGCAAGGCCGCCCCGUUCCCGGGGGAGCCGCCGGCCGCGCUGCUGCCGCCCGAGCACCAGGCGCUGUACAAGCCGCGGGGGGCGGCGGGCGCGCCCGCGGGCGCCGGCAAGGCGCUGGCCGAGAAGAAGCUGAAGCGGGUCUACGUCUUCGGGAGCGGGCAGGCGGCCUCCGCGUCCCCCGGCGGCGCCGUGCCCGGCAGCCCCACGCUGAGCAGCCCGGCGGAGGCCGGCGAUCCCUUGAGCCUUUACGAGGAGGGGGGCGGCGGGGCGGGCCGGCCCGACGGGGACUGCGGAGGCGCCGCCUGCCCCUCGCCCUCCGGCUCGGGCUCGCCCUCGGAUCACCGCAGCUACACCAGCCUGCGCGCCUCCUCCCCGGCCCCCUCGACGGCGCAUUCCUCCUCCGCGUCCUCCCACUCCUCCUCCUCUUCCUCCUCCGGCUCCUCUUCGUCGGACGACGAGUUUGAGGACGACCUCUUGGACCUGAACCCCAGCCCCGGCUUUGAGAGCAUGUCCCUGGGCAGCUUCAGCUCCUCGGUGCUCGACCGGGACCUGGAUUUUAACUUCGAGCCCGGCUCGGGCUCGCACUUUGAGUUCCCGGACUACUGCACGCCGGAGGUAAGUGAGAUGAUCUCGGGGGACUGGCUGGAGUCCAGCAUUUCCAACCUGGUCUUCACUUACUGAGGCGAGGGCCCGGCCCGGCUGGAGGAGGCACAGAGGCGCGUUGUCGGCAGGACUCGCCCACCCCGUCGGGGCGCUUUUGUUUCUUUUCUUUUUGUGCGUUUGUUUUGUUUCGUUUGGUUUUGGUUUUUGGUUUUUUGUUUGUUUGUUUGUUUUGUUUUUCCUAACCCCCCCCUUUUUUUUUUUUUUUUUAUUCCUGGGAAAGGGGCUGGCGAGACUGCUUUUUGUGCUUGGGGGAGAGCGGCGGCGGGAGCGGGCUCGCCCUCUCCUUGCAGAAAGGCCAGCGGUCCCCUUCCUCCGGCUGGAGACGGACCCUCACCCCUCUCCGGGAGCCAAGCCAGACGUUGUUUUUUUUCAGAGACUGGCGGGAGCGAAACGGUUUUUCCUUUUUUUUUUUUUUUUAUUUCCUGAAAAGAGAGACGGAAGAAAGGGGGGGGGGGGGGGGGGGGGGGGAGGGCGCAACCACACACACCUCUGGGUUCUUUGUUAUUGCCCACUUUAUACGGAUAAAGGGGAGGGGGAGCGAUGCAUUGUGCUGAGCGCACACUGGAUGUCUUGAGCAUUCGCCCUUUCGUGUGAAAGAGCGAUCAGAACUGCUUGGGGAAAAAAAAAAAAAAAAAAAAAAAGACAAAAAAAAUCCACCCAAGCCCUUGCACGGUUCAUCUUUGGGGGCAGAAAUCCUGUCCCGGUUUCUUCUGCGGUGAGAGGAGGCGACGAUGAUGGGAGGAGGAGGAGGCGGAUGGAGCUGGGAGCUGGACUGAGAUCCCAGUUAAGCGGAGAAGAGCCAGACUUAACACUUGAGAGCUGUCUUGGAAAUACGGCGGGGGGAAGAUAAUAAUAAACUGAAAAGGAUUUGCACGUACAGAUGAGGUGGCGGCAGCGCUUUUCUCAGUCACCUUAUGUCAUAUGUAGAGAGAAAAAUAAGGACGGAACUUCAAGAACACUGAAAACUUCUUUUGAAACGGAGACCGAAUGGGAACAGUUUCUGUCAUGAUGUGGUACAGGGGAAAUGGAGGGCGAUGGCUUUUGCAAAAAAACCCUGAAAAUACUAAAAAAAAAACAAACAAAAAAAAGAAGUAGUUUUUUUCUUCUUUACUCAGAAUCGUGGUGGUGUUGGAUUAUUUCACUGGUGGGGUUUAAUAUAGCAUGUUAUCCUGUCUAUCUUUUUAAGAUUUCUGUAAGACUGUUGAACAGUUUAAAAAAAAAUAGUGUUAGGAUAAUAUAAAAGCAGAUAGAUGGCGCUAUGUUUGAUUCCUACAAAAAUAUCACCAGCUUUUUUUCAUUCUUAACUCUUUAAAGGAUUCAAACGCAACUCAAAUCUGUGCUGGACUUAAAAAAAAAAGAAAAUUCAGGACCAAAUUUUUUCUCAGAGUAUGUAUGUGUUUGUUCCUUAGAGCUGUAAAUGAAAAGACUGUUUUUUCUCACCGAUGCUCCAUCCUCGUAUUGUUUUUUUUCCUUGUAAAUGUAAUCGGAUGCCAUUUUAUAAGUGGACGUAUUUAUACUGGCCAAACAUUUUUGACUUGUAUUUCUUUGUCCUUUUUUGGUAGUUCUCGUUGUUACCCGCACCAUUUUUAUGUCUCCUUCACUGAAGGGCUAGAGUUUUAACUUUUAAUUUUUUAUAUUUAAAUGUAGACUUUUGACACUUUUAAAAACAAAAAGAGAAGAGAGAUGAAAACGUUUGAUUAUUUUCUCAGUGUAUUUUUGUAAAAAAUAUAUAAAGGGGGUGUAAAUCGGUGUAAAUCGCUGUUUGGAUUUCCUGAUUUUAACAACAGGGCCGCUGGUUAGUAUCUCCCACGCGUGUGCGCUCUCACUCACACUCACACACCCACGAAUCAGCCCCUAUUUUGUCCAUGUUUACACUCCAAUCUGCAGGCAUCUUAAAGUGACAGCAUCCCUCGCCGCCGCCGCCAGUGCCCGCUCUGCAGCGCCCUGCCUUUUGGGGGGGGGAGGGCGGGGGGGCCGGGGGAGGCCAGAGGGGAAGGGAAAGACUAAGGCGUAUACACUGUAUGCUACCGUUUUGGGGCGAAAUCUAUCCCGAAAUGAAGUAAAGCAACUGGUGCAUUUACACAGAAGGGAUCCUGUACCUUUAACUUGUAAACCACAUCUUUUGCACUUUUUUUUUUAGAAGCAAAAACGUGCCGUUUAAACCACUGGAUCUAUCGAAAUGCCGGUUUGAGUUCGCGACACUAUGUACUGCGUUUUUCAUUCUUGUAUUUGACUAUUUAAUCCUUUCUACUUGUCGCUAAAUAUAAUUGUUUUAGUCUCUUAUGGCAUGAUGAUAGCAUAUGUAUUCAGGUUUAUAGCUGUUGUGUUUAAGAUGAAGAAAGUGAAAACAUCUUUGUACAUUUAAGUCUGUAUUAUAAUAAGCAAAAAAGAUUGUGUGUUUAUGUAUGUUAAUAUAACAUGACAGGCACUAGGACGUCUGCCUAAUGAGGUGGUUCCGUUAAGGGUUUAACUUUUUUUGUUCUUUUUGUUAUUUUUUUGGUCAUCCAUCCUGUGCAAUAUGCUGUGUAGAAUAUUUUUUUUUUUUUUUCGGUCUUAACGAUCACCCACAACGCAACGUUGGGAAAGAAGAGAGAAAAAAAAAAAAAAUCAUGCCAGCUAACCAUGUCAAGUUCACUGCCUGUCAGAUUGUUGAUAUACCUUCUGUAAAUAACCUCUCUUUUUUUUUGUU
Molecule: messenger RNA, 4870 nt
Organism: Tyto alba (common barn owl)
Lineage: Eukaryota; Metazoa; Chordata; Aves; Strigiformes; Tytonidae
Gene: SOX4
Product: SRY-box transcription factor 4
Exons: 1
Coding region: 934-2199 (421 amino acids)
Biological process (GO): positive regulation of transcription by RNA polymerase II; cell differentiation; anatomical structure morphogenesis
Molecular function (GO): DNA-binding transcription activator activity, RNA polymerase II-specific; RNA polymerase II cis-regulatory region sequence-specific DNA binding
Source: RefSeq, a predicted model, not a curated record